Molecule: messenger RNA, 327 nt
Organism: Capra hircus (goat)
Lineage: Eukaryota; Metazoa; Chordata; Mammalia; Artiodactyla; Bovidae
Product: ankyrin repeat domain-containing protein 26-like
Exons: 3
Coding region: 15-257 (80 amino acids)
Source: RefSeq, a predicted model, not a curated record
AGAAACUUUUAAAAAUGACAAGAAGGAAGUUAAAUGAAUAUGAAAAUGGAGAGCUUAGUUUCCAUGGAGAUUUAAAAACCAGUCAAACGGAAAUGGAUAUUCAAAUUAAUAUGCUAAAACAUAAGAUGCGGCAGGAGUUGGACAGGAGUAUAACUAGAGAACUAAGAAAAGCUGCUGCUGAAUUUAAAUCGAGUCCUAUGGAUUAUCUCCUCUUGGAGCUACAGAUGGGUCAAAUCUGUCUCAGGACCUGCUUUUGAAAACAUCACAAGAAUAUGUACAGAUUUUGAAGAAAAAUAAAUGAUCUAAAAGAUAAAUAGUAAAAAUUUC